AUGUAUAAAAAUUACAAAAUUUAUGAAAGCAAUGAGAUGAGAUUCAUUUAUUACACUGAAAUUUCCAUUGGGAUCUCGGCCAAUGCCUUCCUUCUUCUCUUCCACGUCCUCAAUUACUUUCUCCAGCACAGACCCAAGCCCAUCGACAUGACAGUUGGUCUCUUGGCCCUCAUCCACUUAGUGAUGCUGAUGAUUGUGGUGAGCCAGGCUAUGGACAUGUUUGGAUCUCAGCGUUCCUGGGAUGACGUCACAUGUAAAGCAGUCUUCUUCUCCUACCGGGUGCUGCGGGCCCUCUCCCUGUACACCACCUGCGUGCUGUGUGUCCUCCAGGCCAUCACCCUCAGCCCCAGGAACUCCUGGUUGGCAAACUUCAAGCAUAAACACUUACGUCAAAGCCUGUGCUCCAUGCUUGUCCUAUGCUUCUUCUAUAUGUCCGUUAGCAGCCACGCCAUAAUCAGCAUCGUUGGCACUCCCAAUGGGACCUCACACAGUGUAAUGUAUGUCACUAAAUCCUGCUCUGUUUGGGCCAUGAGCUAUUUCCUAAUUCAAACAUUUUACACAUUGCUGAUCUUUAGGGAAGUCUUCCAUAUAGGGCUCAUGGUCCUCUCAAGUGGAUACAUGGUAAUGCUCCUCUACAGGCACAGGAAAAAGUCCCAGCACCUACGUGGCACCAACCUGACUCCAAGAGCCUCCCCAGAGCAAAGGGCCACACAGAGCAUUCUGGUGCUCUUGAGCUUUUUCAUGGUCAUGUCCAUUUUGGAAUCCAUUUUCUCUGCCUCAAGACUCAAGAUGAAUGAUGAUCCAAUUUUUUACUGCACCCAUUUUAUUGUGGCCAACAGCUAUGCCACAGUCAGUCCUUUCGUAUUCCUCUGUACUGAAAAACGUAUAAUUACCUUUGUGAAAUCCAUCAGAGUGGAGAGAAAUAGAUGUUUAAUUGUUCAGUGA
This is a messenger RNA of Oryctolagus cuniculus (rabbit), 945 nucleotides long. RefSeq names its product vomeronasal 1 receptor oryCunV1R1540. The record is from RefSeq and is marked provisional. Gene Ontology annotation, biological process: G protein-coupled receptor signaling pathway. Lineage: Eukaryota; Metazoa; Chordata; Mammalia; Lagomorpha; Leporidae. Gene Ontology annotation, molecular function: pheromone receptor activity. Gene Ontology annotation, cellular component: membrane.